AUGGAGUGGGGUUGGCUGAGAUACGUCGGGGACAACCUGUUUCACCAAAGGUGGGUUUCCGGCCGCGUGGCGCUAUCGGCUUCUGAGUAUGUCGGUACCACGCCGGACGGCGACACGUACAUUGAGAAGUAUGACGAAAAUCAUAAUGAAGAUGUGGACCUGGUUCGGUGGAGCGCGAGAUGGAACGACGUGCCCAACGGCGUGAAUCCUGCGCGGGUGUACCGCUUUCGGGAGGAGCCAACGGCGGUUGAGAAGCAUGUGGUUCUUCGAGAUGCUGAGCUGCUGGCCGAUCAUCGCUGUCGCGUCGUGGCGGCCACGAUCGGGCGGCCCGACCUGCUCACGGCGCCGGGCUUCCGCGCGCUGGUGCCGGGCGGACCGAGCGGCGCCGCCCCCGCCGCGGCGGCGGCGGCGGCCGGGCCUGUGGCGGCCGCUGGGCCUCGCCCAGGGGUGCUGCAGGGCGUGGCGCCUCAGGCGGCGGCGGCGGACGCUGGCACGCGCUGGCGGGCGGCGCAGUCGCUCGGGGACGUGCGGUACGGCGACGAGGUGCCUGGCCAUGUGGCGACGGCGGCCGCGGUGCGCGGGCGUGACCUCCACGCCCUCGGGGACGGCAGUGCCCUGUUCGUGGAGGAGGUGCCGGCGGCCGAGCUCGAGGCGUUAAUGGGGCGCGCCGUGGCCGCGGACGCUCGCGUGAUGCCCGUCAUGCGUACGGGCGCCCGCCGCGAGGCGACGUGGUCCGUCAUGGCCGCCCGCGUUCGCGAGGAGGAUUUCGGGCGCGACUGGCUGGUGACGGGCCCUCGCGCGACGUUCUGGUGCAUCGAGUUCAUCAGCAAUGAGGGGAUGGGCAUCGACGGCCAUCACGAUCGGUUUCGGGCGGUGGCCAAGCUCGAGCCGACGCAGUGGGGAGUGCAGGAGCACUUCCAGUGCGCGCAGUACAUCCGCUUGCUGUUGCUCUCGGACCAGUGCGACCGUACCAACUUGCAGGCCUGCGAACCCAUCUUCCGACGCAUGCAGACGAUCGAAUAUUCUUACCAGGAGAAGGUGAGGGAGCGAGAAGGGGCCAACCAGAGCGGGAAGUUGUCGAUCGAGGAGCAGACUCACUUUGCCGGCUCGACUCGGAUUUCGUCCAGCUUGAUGGCGUGCCCCGACUUGUUGGAGUUCGUACGUGAAGAAGUUGAACGCGAAGCUGCCCUGGCAAAGAACCUCCGUAAGGUUCGCGAAGAGAAGGAGCUCUCAAGAGGGGCAAGAAAGAUGGUCAAGGUUGAGGGGGCAUGGGGCGCCCCCUUCGUUGCCCCCGGUUGCCGGGCGACCGGGGGGCGUCUUCGCAUGGUCAAUUCGAGCGCUCUUCUUUUGGCCGUGAUGAGCCUGCUCGUCUGGUUGCCCGCAAUCCUCUUCCUCUGCCAGUGCCGCCGGUCGCCUCUGAGCGCCCUGCCAGUGGUGGAUUUUUGUCGCGGGGAUGCCGUCAGCGGGUUCAGCAGCGUCAUGCUCGUGACCUCGACGUUCGGAGGGCGUGGGGGGCAUCUGUCGCUGGUGCAGCAGCGCGUCACGGAGCACGUGCGCGACUCAGUUGGAGCGCUGGGGGCUCCACCGGCAGGCGUCGAUUCCUCGGAAGCUCUGCGGAGGCUUCGGGCGCCUGGCUUCUACGGUUCCGACGAGGGCGUGGAGCUGGGGAACUACAAUCCCGAGCUGCUCUCGCUGCCGUCCGUGGGGGGCCAUGCGGUUCCGCUCGCGGACUUCUCGGGUGCAGGCGGGCGCAGGCGCGUCGCGGAGUUCGUCCGCGAUUGUGUGCUACGUGCGGGGCCGGCGCUGGAGAGGAGAAAGAUGCGCGGCGCGAGGGCGCCCUAUUCUGACCCAGCGCUUCGCCAAACGCGUGUGUGGAGCGAUUUUGUCUCUCGGCUUCAUCGCAGCGGCCUGCUAGAUUUCGCCUACGACCGCGGCAGAGAGUCCGUGGAGUUCUUCUGUGUGCCGGAACAAGAUCAACGGUUGAGACUUGUGUGCGACUGUCGUCGCAGCAACGUCUGGUUUCGUGAACCUGAUAACGUCGCGCCUCGUGCUGGAGAGACCCUUGGGAACCUCCAGGUCGCUGAAGACGAGACGCUAUAUAUUUCAGAAGCUGAUCUGUCUAAUGCAUUCUACCACCUGCAGCUGCCUGUCGAGUUGCGGGAUCUGUUCACCCUUAGACGUGUUCGUGCUCGCGAUAUCGGCGUGACUGAGAUCGGCGGGGUGCCGGUGCACGACGGGUAUGUCGACAACUUCGUGGCUAUUUCGACUGUCGCCUCCAAGGUCAAUCGCCUCGCGUCCGCCGUCGUUGAGAGAUUCAGGGGGGCUGGCUUGGUCGCGACCGCCGAUGUCGACUCGCCCGGGAAGGGUCUUGCCCGUGACCGCACCGUCUUGGGAUGGGGCAUCAGCUGCCGGGCCGCCGUCCUGAGGCCCACUCGGGCCCGUGUCUGGAGAGCCCGCCAAUGUGCCCGAGCCGUGCUUCGCCGUGGCCGCGUCUCUGGGAAGGUCCUGGAGGGGCUCGUGGGGCAUAUGGGGUUCGUCAGCCUUGUCCGAAGGGAGAGCCUCUCUGUCUUCGACACGCUGUUCGCGUUCAUCCGCCGCUUCUACUAUGAGGAGGCCCCGCUGUGGCCCAGUGUCAUCAACCAGCUCGCGAUCUGGGAGGUGAUCGCGCCGCUGCUGUGGCGCAACCUGAAGUCCUCGUGGGGGCCGUCGCUGUAUGCCGUCGACGCGUCCCCGACUGGUCUUGGUGUCUGCUCGUCGCCGAUCUCUGUCGAGGAGGCCCAUGGGCUUGGGAGGCACUGCGAGCGCUGGCGUUUCUCUCGGGGCGCGCGUCUUCCUCCGCGACUUCAGGCUGCCGCCGCUGCCGCCGUGUCCGACGACCCCGAGGUGCAGUGGCUGUCCGGGGUGCGCGACAAUGGGUCUGGGGGAUUUUGGGAUGUCGACGGGGGCCCGCCGCCUGCUGGCAGUGCCGCCACUGUUCUGGGUUCUGGGCUCGGUGAUGCUCGUGAGACCGUGUUUCGUGAGGUGCCCCUGGAGCUCCUGAGACGCGACUGGAAGCUUGUUGGGCGGUGCAAGUGGAAUGUUGAGGAGCCGAUGUCGAUUCUUGAGGGGCGGGCCAUCUUGCACGCGCUGCGACACGCCCUGAGGAACGUUCAGAACUUCGGGCGCCGGAUCGCGGUCUUGGGAGACGCCCUCGUCGCGGCCUGUGCUGUUUCGAAGGGGCGAUCGGAUUCCAGGGCGAUGCUUAAGGUCGCCCAGUCUGUCGCUGCUCUCUGUCUUGCCACUGGGUGUGUGCUACACUGCCGGUGGCUCCCCUCGGAGUGGAACGUGGCCGACGGGCCCUCGAGGGGGCUUGCAGUUCCCUCGGUGCCGCAGCCGCUGUCUCUCUCGAAGCCCCGCGAGCUGGAGUGGCUUCGCUCGGGUGGGCAGGCCCCGCCUGCCCCGCGGCCGCGCGCCGCGACAGGUGGCGAUGCUGAUGCGGGCGACGCCGUCGACCGGCCCCGUGUCGACUGGGUCGGCUUCGAGGCCCUCGGGGAGGAGCAGUCAGACGCGGGCGCCCACCGCUUCGAGCCUGUCUUCGUCAGCGGCGUGUCCUAUGGGAUGACCGUCUGCCAGACCCACUCGGCUCGCCCCGCUACGUCGCGGCUGUGCCAAGACGACUUUGCCUCGUUCACGCGCUGGCUGAAGCGCCAGGGCCGCCCGAUGCUGGAGGGUGAGGUCGACGCCGACCAGACGCUGUCGCAGUUCUUGGGCGAGAUGUACCUCGACGGCGCGCGCGUGAGCUUGGGGCAGCGGAUGCUCGCCGCUGUGCUGUUCCACCAGUCGGCCCUGAGCAAGACUGGCGGCGCGCGGGUGCCGCGGGGCCGCCGCGCGCUCAAGGGCUGGCAGCGGCUGGCGCCUGCUGGGUCGAGGCUCGGAGUGCCGUGCGAGGUGAUGUGCAUGAUCGUGAUGUGGAUGUGGCUGCGCGGCCUGUGGGAGGAGGGGCUCGUGACGUGGCUGACGUUCGAGAUGUGCUAUCGCCCAGACGAGCCGUUCACCCUCCGCGCGCAGGACCUCGUGCCGCCCGCGGCGGGCUCGCGGGCCGGGGGCAGCUGGUCGCUGACGCUGCGCGCCCGCGAGCACGGGGUGGCCUCGAAGACCCAAGAGUUCGACCAGGCGCAGCUCCUGGACCUCGACCGCCAGGCGGCUCUCGGCCCAGCCCUCGCCGCCAUGCUGGAGGCUCGGUUCGGGGCCCAGUGGCGCCGGGCCGUGCUGAAGCGGCCCGUGGGUGCUGCCGCGGCGCCUCCGCUGUUCGCGAUCAGCAGCACUCAGGCGGGGCAGGCUUUCGACAGGGCGGUGCAGGCGCUGGGGCUGCGGCGCGUGGACGCGGUACUCGAGCGCCUGACCGCCCUGCUCCGUGCCCACGCGCUGCUCUGCGCCGACUUGCUCGCCGACGUUGCGGACCUGACGCUGGGCAAGAACCAGAGCUUGCUGAUGGGCUGGCUCGCUGGUGGCCUCAUCAUCGGGUUUCACGUCGCGCUGCCGCGCCAGACCUAUUCCCGCAUCCGCGAUCGUGGAGGCGGGCCGCCGCUGCUGAGGUGCCUCGGCGGCCGCAGAAUGUGCGCCCGCGCUGGCGAGCGUCACCAGCAGCUGGUCGGCAAGUGUCAGGGCGGUAUGUUUUGGACUAAACCACGUGCCUUCGCAGGGGCGCCUUUGUGCCGGGGCCCGUGCGCGAUCGCGUCGCGGCCUGCUGCAGCCUCCGCUGCUGCGGCGUUCGGCGCUCCCGCGCUGACGGAUGAGAUCGGCGAUGCCGAGAAGAAGCUCUUUGCCGAUUCGCGCGCCUUCGCCGAGCAGGCCAUCGACAAUGUGAUCGUGAUGGGCGCCCAAGCAGGCCCGAAGCGUUUGAAGGCGGCGGUGGAGGCCCGCCACGAGGCCAUCUGUAGCUCCAGCGGCGCGGUCAGCGCUACCUCGCAGGGCGGCUUGGAGCGCGGCGCGGUGGUAGGUGUCUGCAAUUCGUCCAUUAUGGGCGGUGCCGAUGCCCAGAAGGCGCGCUCGGCCUUCCCGGCCGCCCCGGCCUUCAAGGCCGCGGCGAAGAAGCACCGGGUGCCUUCGCAUGGGCCCGCUGCGGCGGCGCCCUCUGGCGACGGCAUCGGCGCGGGGGCCGAGAUGCUCUUGGACAUGUCUUGCCCGUUCAUGAAGUCCUUGGACUGGGCGUCCGACGUCUACCUGGGGUCUUUCCCUGGCGCCUCGGCGACGGAUGCUCUGAUGGCCGUCGACAAGGCGAUGGUCGUGGGCGCCGCGGCGGACGGGAACGAGCUGAAGGCGGCGGCGGAGGCGCGCCGCCGGGCCACCGGGGCCGUGCCCGACAAGCUGUUCUCCUCGUGGGACCCUUUGGCGGCGAAUGCCGCUGCCACCGCGUUCGGCGAGUUCAAGGACGUGGUGGAGGCAGCUCGCUGA
Prorocentrum cordatum is the source of this 5433-nucleotide messenger RNA. The record is from the annotation of a GenBank genome assembly. Lineage: Eukaryota; Dinophyceae; Prorocentrales; Prorocentraceae.